CAAGCCUGCGCGCACUUUUCAAACUUCCAAAGUGCAUAAUGGCUCCUUCCAAUCGCCGACGCGUCGGUCGCACGCUACGUCGUUCUCGCCGCGGUAGCGCCGUCCACGGCAGGAUCGGUACGCGCUCUACUGCUGGUGUCGGCCCUCUGCAAGCGAUUGGAGAGAAUACCGUCGUAGAUCUCGCAGCAGACGACGGAUUGGACGCCAUUGCCAGCAGUUCGCGCUUUGGGCUCCCGUCCACAACGCUAGCGAGUCCGUCACUUAAGAAGCAGAGCAAAAAGAAGAAGAAGAAGCGACCACGUGAGUCGACAGCCAUACAGUCGGAAAAGAAGCGCAAGCAGCGGCUCGAAACGCUGCUCGAUGAGGUGGAAACCCAAGUGCAGGAGCGAUGUGACGAGCUGGUGGCAGAUGCUGAGCGGCGCGCACAGGAGCUCGAGAUGGAGCUCAAGGUUCAGCUGCUCUAUCUACCCGAAGCGGUGCGUAGAAUGCCCUGGAAAACCUUCGUGGAAGAUUUCGGUGGAGACUUUCAGAACGUCAUCCAAAGCUUAUCGCAGCCCUCUCCUCCACGAACGCAGUCGUCCAUGACUGGACAUGAUAUCGUGGCUGCUACUCCAUGCAGCAUGGACGAUGCCGACGACAGCGAGUACGAACCAGAGUCAGAGGACAGUGACCACGACACACAGAAUCGCCGUGUGUCUGCGUUCACAACGCCUAUGGACCGACGUCGAGCUCGUACAGCCCCUGGUACAGUCUUGCGUACUGCCCGUAAGGGAGAAACAACGUACAUGUAUUCAGCUCGAGGCUCUCCCAUCAUCCCCGACACCGCGGCUAAGGCGAAGGCGCCUGCAGGAUCGUUGGUUGCCACAUUUGAGAAGGGUCUAGAGCCCACAUCAUGCUGCUUGCAACUUGACAAUGAUCGUAUGCUUGACUUGUCUCGACCCGAAGAGCUCUCAGCAAAGUCGCGUGGAGAAGCAACGUCCAAGCUCAAAGCACUUCAGGCCAAGGUGGCUCAGCUGCUACAACAGAUCAACCCCUGCACUCGCUAAAGUGGCACGAGUGCUGCAAGAUAUACCCACACCGAUAACACGCAGUUGGGAUGUCCGCAAGCAUACACGGCUAGUGCAAACUCAACACCCGGUCGUUCGUUGUAGUAAAUAUUCUGCCAGACGAAUGGAUCUGUUAGCCGUGCCUCUCAGUCGUUCAAGGAAGAUAAUAUAGUACCAUAUUCGCAACGCAAUACGCACCGUGUUCUCGACGAGUUCAAGCACCCGUGGAAUGUCAGUGAAAGACACGUGGAGCGGCAGUCCGCAGACUUCUCGUGAACGCUGCAACUCGCGUAGUACACUGCCCCCAGGAUGAGCUCUCCGCAUGGGCAAAGCAAGUUUCAUCUUGAUCUUCUGUUUAAUCCUCUGAGUCGAUCGUGGGCUGAGAUUGUCAUCAGCAGUCGAU
This is a messenger RNA of Phytophthora nicotianae INRA-310, 1449 nucleotides long. RefSeq lists its product as hypothetical. NCBI's taxonomy places the organism in Eukaryota, Oomycota, Peronosporomycetes, Peronosporales, Peronosporaceae. The coding region runs from base 39 to 1046 and encodes 335 amino acids. The transcript has 2 exons. The record is from RefSeq and is a predicted model, not a curated record.